Malaclemys terrapin pileata is the source of this 5928-nucleotide messenger RNA. It is a transcript of the gene MOCOS, whose product is annotated as molybdenum cofactor sulfurase. The coding region runs from base 69 to 2348 and encodes 759 amino acids. The record is from RefSeq and is a predicted model, not a curated record. Gene Ontology annotation, biological process: Mo-molybdopterin cofactor biosynthetic process. The transcript is spliced from 13 exons. NCBI's taxonomy places the organism in Eukaryota, Metazoa, Chordata, Testudines, Emydidae. Gene Ontology annotation, molecular function: molybdenum ion binding; molybdenum cofactor sulfurtransferase activity; pyridoxal phosphate binding.
CAUGUGCUGGGAGGGGUUCGCCCCGACUCCUAUUUCAGGAAAGUUUGCAGCAGCUCAGGGCUUGCAUCAUGGCAGGGCAGGCGCAGAGCAGGGCUGAGCUGCAGCAGCAGGCGGCGCCGCCAUGGGGAGAGCUGCUGUCCUUCCAGUACUUCCAGCGCUUGUGCCCCCCCGGGGCCGGCUACGGCUACAGCGGGGGCAGCAUGCAGGGGAUGCGGGAAAGCGAGUUCCGCAGGCUCGGAGGAAUGACAUACCUUGACCAUGCAGGCACAGCACUUUUCCCACAGAGUCUUCUUAAGGAGUUUACUGAUGAUCUCAGUAAAAAUAUUUAUGGCAACCCUCAUAGUCAGAACAUCAGCAGCAAGCUGACAUACGACACUAUUGAGCAUGUCCGAUACAGAAUAUUACAACACUUCAAUACAACUGCGGAAGAUUACACUAUCAUUUUCACAUCUGGAAGUACAGCUGCACUUAAGCUGGUAGCAGAAACAUUCCCUUGGAUGCCUGAAGGCUUGGGGCACCCCAGCAGUCGAUUUUGUUACCUAACUGACAGCCACACAUCUGUGGUGGGUAUGAGGGGGAUAACUGCUGCGAUGAAUGUGUUAUCUGUUCCAGUGAAACCCAAGGAAAUUUUAUUAUCUGAGAAAAACAGAGUACCAGCUGAAGAACAAAACUGCAUGACACCUCAUCUUUUCUGUUAUCCAGCUCAGAGCAAUUUUUCAGGUAUCAAAUAUCCUCUUUCAUGGAUACAGGAGAUAAAAUCUGGAAAACUCUGCCCCAUCAAAACACCAGGGAAGUGGUUUGUUCUACUGGAUGCGGCUUCAUAUGUCAGUACCUCUCCAUUAGACUUAACAGUUCACCAGCCAGACUUUAUCCCCAUUUCAUUCUAUAAAAUCUUUGGAUUCCCUACUGGUUUAGGAGCAUUGUUGGUAAACAACCAAAUUGCACCCUUCUUGAGGAAAAGUUAUUUCGGAGGUGGAACUGCAGCUGGCUACCUAGCAGGAGAGGAAUUUUACUCCCCAAGACCAUCUGUAGCAGAAAGGUUUGAAGAUGGCACCGUUUCGUUCCUUGAUAUCAUUGCACUGAAACAUGGAUUUGAUGCUUUGGAAAGACUUACAGGUGGCAUGGAGAACAUAAAACAUCAUACCUUUGCUUUAUCUCAUUACACCUACACUGUGCUGUCUACCUUAAAAUAUGCUAAUGGAGCACCCAUUGUACGUAUCUACAGUGAUUCAGACUUCAGCAGUCCUGAUGUCCAGGGUCCAAUAAUUAAUUUUAAUGUACUGGAUGAAAAUGGAGAUGUAAUCGGCUAUUCCCAGGUGGACAAGAUUGCCAGUCUCUACAACAUACACGUUCGUACAGGAUGUUUCUGUAACACUGGCGCCUGCCAGCAGCAUUUGAGCCUCAGCAAUGAGGAUGUCAAAAGGAACCUUCAGGCUGGCCAUGUCUGUGGAGAUGAUAUAGAUAUAAUUGAUGGACGUCCCACUGGGUCUGUGAGAAUAUCAUUUGGCUAUAUGUCUACUUUUGAAGAUGCACAAACCUUUCUAAAGUUCAUCAUAGCAACCAGACUAUCUGAAUCAGACUGCAAGUUUCCCUCCCAAAACACCACAAGAGAAACUAUUACACAGAAUGACCAUACUGCCAAUAACAAUGCAAAGAAAUACUCUCUGAAAACUAUCAUCUCAGAUACGGGACAUUGGAAUAAUUCAUCUUCAGCAUUGAAGAAACCUGAACCUAACAGGGCUGUUGUUUCUGAUAGUGCUAUACCAGUAUACAGAAGUGGGAGCAAGCCAAUCACUGUCACCAACAUUUACCUCUACCCAAUCAAAUCUUGUUCUGCAUUCGAGGUUUCUGAGUGGCCUGUAGGAAACCAGGGAUUGCUGUAUGACCGAAGCUGGAUGGUUGUGAAUCAGAAUGGUGUUUGCAUCAGUCAGAAGCAGGAACCUAGACUGUGUUUGGUACACCCCAUAAUUGACCUGGAGCAAAAGAUUAUGGUCAUCAAAGCAGAAGGAAUGGACCCCUUAUCUGUGCCUCUAGAAGAAAACACUGGAAGAGAAAUUCAGAUUGGUCAGAGCAAAGUUUGUGCACACAGAGUACAAACAUAUGACUGUGGAGAGAGAAUAGCAGAAUGGUUCUCUGAAUUACUUGGUCGCCACUGUCGCCUGAUCAGGCAGAGUUCAGACUUCAAAGGAAAUGCAAAUCAGAAACAUGAAAAAGGUCAGGCUACAACAGUCUCGCUUUCUCUUGUGAAUGAAGCACAAUAUCUCCUGCUAAAUACAGCGAGUAUUUUACAACUGAAAGAGCAAAUUACUGAAAGAAAUCUGUUUGGAGCACGCCAACAUCUAAGCUGACAAUAUGUUUUAAGGUUCAGGCAACAAGUUACUCCAGUUGCUGGGAACAAGAUAUUAAUUAGACUUCUCAUCUAGGAUGCAAGACUGCACAAGAUAAGUCUCUUGAAGGAUCACAUGUUAAAUUGAAAACAGAACAUCUCUUAAUACCCUUUGAACUUCCUUGUCUCUUUACUGGAAAGCUAAAUAUUCAGUGCAAAAGAGUUACUUUUUCAUUUUUUCUUAAUUGAAUGUUGCUAUAUUCUUACAAAAAUGGGGAAUAAAAACAGAAAAUCAAGCAUUCUGUCAAAGACAAGCAAGACCCUUCGAAUCUAAAUGCUAAAAGCUAAUAUUGUUGAUUUGUUAUUUACAGUAUAUCACUAGGACUAGCUUUCCUCCCUAAGUUGCAUUUCAAAUUCAAUCUUCUUCCACCUCAAGCCUCUGCCCAGUACUGCCCCUCACUACAUCUUUGUUCUCAUUUCCUCCCCUUUCCCACCUCACUGCCUUUCUUCCUAACAAGCCUCCUGCUUCCUAUGCAUGGAACUCCCUCUCUCUUUCCUUGUUGACCAGCAUAGGUUGGAAGCAUCCCCCGCAUUCCACCAUGCAGAGCAACUUUAUAAGGGUGCUGAGGAGAGAAUUAUAGCCCAAGGGUGCAGCACCACCCUGUAGCUAUUCCUAAAUCACUGGAUGGUAACUUUCCAAAUACUGAACUGCAUGAUUUAUUUUCAAAAACCUAUACCUGCUAAGUCUGUAUUAAAAUUCUUUUCCCCCCAGGAAACAGUAAUUAGUUUAAUUACAUAUAGGGUUGUUUUAUUUGAUGAAAAUUCAUUAUACUUUAUAGACACUUUAAGUUUUCAAUUCAGUUUUAAUAGUUUUUCUUUAUUUUUACCUUUCCUAUACAAAAAUGAAUCUUCCACUUUGCAGUCAGCUCUAGAGAGGUGAUCUAAAACAGUAACUGCAAUUUAAUUAAAAAUAAGAAUGUAACAAAAUGCUGCAGAAUCAUAUCCCUACAGAGACAUCCAUCUCUCUGGUGUUAUUGUUGCUGAUCACCUCCCUGAAGAUGGACAAAAAAUGCCACUAUCUGACCUAACACUCGAGUUUUUUAGUUGAAAUAUGCACUUGAAGAUGCACAUAAUUUUUUUAGUUUUGUUUAUUUAAUACAUGUAAUAAAAGAGAUGGACCUGAACUAAGAUUCUGGAUCCAACCUCUGGAUUUCUAAUUGGCCAAAACAGAAACCUAGAUCUGAAUAUUCCUAAAACCCAGCUUUUGUCUGUCACUAAACUAUAUUUCAUGUAGCUGCAAAUGCUUUAGUGUGCACUAAUUAUUGGGAUGGCCUCCAUGAACUUGGUAAGACACUCAUAUUCCCUGGAUUGUUCAGCAUUUCCUAAGCAGGACAUACAACCUACUCCUAUGCCAUGGUCCCAUCUCUAAUGAGACAGAGACAAUAAAUAAGAACCAUAGAUAUGUUGCAGUUUAUGGAGCAUUAAGUAGAGUCGAUGAAGUUACUGUGUAACUCAGUGAAUACGCUUUUCUUCUUUAGAAAUAAAUAUCUAUAGCUGUCCAAGUUCAGAGGUCCUAUGCCAAAUUUCCCCGCCUCCAAGUGAUGAGUACAUCAUCCUGGUCCUAAUGCCAGCCCUUCUCCAUCCCUUCUGCAUCCCCAAUAACAAUUCUCCUGUUUGCCUCCUCCCAUCUAAUGAAACCUUCCCAUCUAGUGCAGUGACAAGUGCAAUCCCUCUUCACUGCUAGAAUUCCCCCACACCUGUCUCCACUGACAGUUCUACAUAUAGCCACUCCUCUCUAAAUGUAUGGGCUUCAAAACAAUAUCGAGAGAGAUGGUGAUCCACAAAGAAUCAGCAGGGGCAUAUGCUUUUAAGGGGAGGAGCGCUGUCCCCUAGGACAGCCACAACUAUCAAAGCAACAGAUAGAUUAUUCUCUAAUCCAGAAACUAGAAACACUGGCAGCAACAAGGUUUAUUGCUUUCUCUGGUCCAGCACCAAGAUCCAGUGUUGUGCAGGACCUCAAUAUGCAAUAAAUAGCACAUCCCGCCUAUACUGAAAGCUGGUUCUGACAAAGUGUAUGAACUUCCACUCUUUUAAAAUGUAAAUGUUCCUUCAUUCCAUCCCCCCAUGCAUGCCCCAUCCCAAGCACAGGGAAGAAACCUAUGUAAAAUGAUUGCUUAUUUACAACACACUCUUAUUUCUUCCCUUAUAAACUAUCAGUAGCCCAAUGUCAAUUUUUAUUGACUCCCCUAUGCUGAAGUUAUUAAAAAGAGUGUCUCAACUGUGUGAUGUGCUGUAGUAUUACUAUGGAGAAUUUUGCCCCCCAACAACUAAUCCCUGGACUCUCUGCAAUACAGUAAGAGAUCUCGGUUUUGGUAAUGUUGGUUGUGUGAUUUGGUGUGAAAAUCUACAUAUGCGUUUAUUAGUAUGUACAUUUGUCUCCUAAAGGAAAAGUCAUGUUAUUUUGAACCAAACAAGCUCUUUUUUUUUUUUAAACAAACACAUCGGUUUUGCCAAGAUAAUUGCUUGAAGCUAACAAUUUUUGUAGAAGUUUUUUCACACAGUUUUCCACCAUUUUAAUUAAAAUACAAAACAAUUUAAAAUAUUUUCUAAUAUUUUCCUAAAAUAUUUUACUAAAAGAGAAUCCUCUCUGUUUCUCCAGGCUUCUGUCUCUAUUUUGGGUGACAGUUCAAAGCCCUCGGGUCUCAGGUGGUGGUAUUUUUUGAAGUAGUUCAUGUACAUCUGAGCUUAGACAAAAUGAAAUGGCCCUCACAUGCUUAGGAGUGGUGGAGCACUUGAGAGAGCAUUCUCUGGAAAUCCUAAGGCUGGCAUGUUCUUCCCACUAGCAAAGUUUCCACUUUAAAAAUGAAAGAGAAGAGAUUUCAAGGUUAUAGCCAGCUUUGUGAAAUGUGUAUGCUAUAUGCUAUCUGCCACUCUCUCUCUCUCACAUACACAGGUUUGCACAUGCGCACAAAUGCAACACACUCACACAUCUGUACGCUGGCAAAUAAAACACUUGUAGGGAGAUGUGGAAAUCUUCAUCCGUGGAUUUUUUUUAAAACAUCUGUCGUUUGGUGCAAUCUGAUGCAUUCCAAAAAAUCUCAGGGAUAAGUUCUCUCUCACAACAUUCUCUUACUGGUCUGGUCGCCUUCACAGGCCACUGAAUGUCCUCUGAGUUUUCCCCUAUAUUCGUUCUGCUUCCUCUUUAGUUAGAUUUAACCAGUUAUUUGAUCAGUUACCCAAAAGAUCCACAAAUGCAGAACUACAGCCCUUCAAUACAGUAGCUAAUGCUUAAAUUAAAUUACAGUGGUCCUUCCCUGGUGUGCAUAUUUAUCAUUGCAGUGCCACAUACUUCCAUAUCUACCCUUUUAGUUCCAGUUUACACCUCUUGAAAUGCCUUCUAGCGGACUACAAUUUUUAUUCAAAUAGCUAACUGUCCCGUUAUCAUAACUUCUGUAAUAAAAUUGCAUUAUAAACAUGUUCUUAACAAUUGUGUAGAAGAAAAAUCUUAUUGAAUAAGACCAGCAACUAGAUAUUCUAAGUGAGUGAAUAAUUACUGCAGGCUAAUUAGUAUGGUCCAUUUUCUUCUGCUCUGUGAAUCUCUG